Oldenlandia corymbosa var. corymbosa is the source of this 607-nucleotide messenger RNA. Lineage: Eukaryota; Viridiplantae; Streptophyta; Magnoliopsida; Gentianales; Rubiaceae. The record is from the annotation of a GenBank genome assembly.
AGUAUUCAUAAAUCCACCCCAAGUACUAAAAAUUUCUACAGCAAAAGAAAAAACCACAAUGGCUUUCAAUCCCAAUGAAUUGCCACCAGGCUGUGGUUUUCAUCCCACGGAGCUUGAGAUUAUCACCAUUCUGAGGAACAGGGUUUUAAGCCAACAGGGUUAUCCAGGGGUCCUGGAGAGAAACCUUUAUGGGCCUGAUGCUACUCCCUGGCUCAUCCUGAGCGAGGAAGAUGGGACCAUUCCUUGGCAGCGUGUAGGGAAUGCCGUAGACAUCGGCAAGAAGGUAUAUGUGUUUACCGUGGCUCCCAGGCUGGGGAAUGGGUCACAAAGAGACCGUUCCGCGGGCUGCGGGUCUUGGGUUCCCCGUACUGGUCCGAGGAACGUGAUGGAUGGAGGAGGGCUUCAGGUUGGGACUCGCAGGUCUCUCAGUUUCCAGCCCAGGACCGAGCAGUACGGCAGAGACCGUUGGGUGAUGCAUGAAUAUGAGCUUGACGAUAGUCAGCUCAACCCCGGCCAGACCACUGAUUUGGUUCUCUGUCGGGUCGCUAAGUACCCGGAUGUCGAACCCCAGAUUCCCGACUUGAAUUUCGCUGAAGAAGAUAAUUAG